AUGGAUAUUUCAAAUAACCAAAGUUCUGGAAAUGACAACAUGACUCCUAAUACUGGAUCUUCAAAUCCUCUUACCGAAACCUCCACACCCACAUCCUCAUUACGUGCCAAAACUGAUCCAGCAUGGGCACAUAUUGCGUACAAAAAAGAAGGAACACAAAAUAUAUAUACAUGUCUUUUUUGUACUAUUAGUUAUAGAGGAGGUGGGAUAAAUAGGAUGAAGCAACAUCUUGUUGGCACUGUUGAUCAAAUAGCUGCUUGUAAAAAAGUUCCACAUGAUGUUCGUUAUAGAAUGGCAGAGUCUUUAAAAGAAGGGUCAAAGAAGAAAACUAUUGAAAACAUAGAAGAGGAAGUCGAAGAAACUCAUGUUGAAUCACCAAAUGUCACAGGUAGUGUGAGGAAGAGGAAAGCUUCUGGGAGCAUAGACAAUUUUUUUGCUCCUAGAACAACUCCUGAUUCCCAACCUGGCAUUAAGAGUGCAUUAGCAACUAAAGAAGCAAAGCAUAAUGUGAAAAUGUUGAUUGCUGAAUGGGCUAUUGUAAACUGCAUUCCGUUUAAGGCGUUUGAUUGUCCUUUAUUUCAAAAAGCUGUGGAUGGCAUUGCUUCAAUAGGGCCUAGGUUUAAAGCUCCUAGUGCUUAUGAUUUUAAAACCAACUUGUUGAGUGACUGGAGAAAAGAAUGUCAGUUACUUAUUGAUAGCCAUCGAGCUAAAUGGAAAAACAAUGGUUGCACACUCAUGGCUGAUGGAUGGACUGAUGUUAGACAGCGUAUUUUGAUAAACUUCUUAGUGUAUUCUACACAUGGUAUGGUAUUUGUGAAGUCUGUUGAUGCAUCAAAUCUAGUUAAAGAUGCCAAAACUCUAUUCACACUAUUUUGUGAAGUCAUUGAGUGGAUUGGUCCUAAAAAUAUUGUUCAUGUGGUGACUGACAAUGCAGCUAACUAUGUAGCAUGUGGUAGAUUGAUUAAAGAGAAGUAUAAAAGUAUUUAUUAG
Messenger RNA from Neltuma alba, 990 nucleotides. RefSeq lists its product as uncharacterized. The transcript has a single exon. The record is from RefSeq and is a predicted model, not a curated record. Bases 1 to 990 code for a protein of 329 amino acids. Lineage: Eukaryota; Viridiplantae; Streptophyta; Magnoliopsida; Fabales; Fabaceae.